AUGGCCAAAGGUGGGGCGAAGAAGCGCCUGGAGGAGAACGCGGCGACGCUGAAACGGCUGUCGACGACGAUCAACGCGGCGAUCGCGUUUCACGUCGUCGUGCGCGUGCUCUUGAGGCGUCGAAGCGUUACUAAGUGGAAACUCUUCCUGGCCCUCUUCACGGCGCUCGUCUCGCGCUGGUCCCUGCGAUCGCUCGAAUCGUACGCCAAACCGACGUUCGGGGAGAACGGCGAGGUUUUGGACGGCGGUGAGAGCCUGCGAGGGGGGUUGACGGAAUAUUAUCAGGAUUUGAUCUACGUCGGCGCGUUUGCGCUCGUGGCGACGACGUACUCUGAUAAGUUUUGGUGGGUGACGCUCGUCGUUCCAGGUAUAGCGACGUACAUGAUCGUGACAAAGUUUGUGUUGCCGUACAUGCUCGCUCCUAGAGAGGCGGAAGAGGCAGAGCGAAAGGAAACCAGGGAGGAGAAGAAGAGAAGAGAGCGUUCGGAGCGCAGAGCGCAGAGAAAGUUUCGGUAA
This is a messenger RNA of Ostreococcus tauri, 516 nucleotides long. RefSeq names its product Protein of unknown function DUF788, TMEM208. The record is from RefSeq and is a predicted model, not a curated record. Gene Ontology annotation, cellular component: intracellular membrane-bounded organelle. NCBI's taxonomy places the organism in Eukaryota, Viridiplantae, Chlorophyta, Mamiellophyceae, Mamiellales, Bathycoccaceae. Gene Ontology annotation, biological process: vacuolar protein processing. Bases 1 to 516 code for a protein of 171 amino acids. The transcript has a single exon.